Molecule: messenger RNA, 1494 nt
Organism: Bombina bombina (fire-bellied toad)
Lineage: Eukaryota; Metazoa; Chordata; Amphibia; Anura; Bombinatoridae
Exons: 5
Coding region: 80-1489 (469 amino acids)
Source: RefSeq, a predicted model, not a curated record
CCCAAUCAGCGCUUAGUAUAGGAAGGGGUUUGAGCGAGCAGUGGCACACAAGUAUUUUCGUAGUAAUUCGUAGUGGCAAAUGGAACGUUGGCGUAUUUGUAACUCGUUGAAGGUGACUGACAUCGACCGGGAGUUUCAAGAGGUGUAUCAGUCAUUGGUAAAAAAUGGAAAUGAAAAUAGUUUAUGGUUGAGAGGUGGCUAUCACCACUUCAGGCAGCAUUCUAGGCCAAGCAGCUACCAGACUAUACACAGGAGCAGUGCUUCAUGUAGUCAAAUAACACAAGGAAAUCAAUCACUGAGUUUGUUAGAGUCUCCUAUAGCUGCGGGGAUUCACAGGGACAAUGAAAGGGCUGUUAAGUUGCCUUAUUGGGGAGGACAUACCACCUUCUCAGGAUGCAGCAUGUUCAGCGAAGAGCAACAGCACACCAAGUUGCACAGUGCUUCAGAAAAGGAAAGUCUUAAAGUGCAUGAUGCGCUUACACAGGACGCAUCAAAAUACAAGGAAAACCUGGAGCCUGACUUAGAAGAUGUAGAUUCUCAGUAUGCAUCCAUGAGUGAACGAGAGAACCUCUCCUAUCCUUACAGUAAUGAGGAAAUGGCAGAACUUGAAACUGUACGUCCAAGCCGGGAGGAGCAGCAUAUUAUAUGUGAAGCCUGUCAGAAAUGUCAACGCAAAGUCCUGAGAAACAAAACUGCAGCAGUUAAAAAAACUGGCGUUUUAGACCCAAACAACUGGUGUUGUGACUACUGGAUGCUGGUCAUCCGAGUUCCUGCAAGAGAAGACAUUCAGAGGUUGAAAAGAAGUUUAAGAGCGUCUGUGAAGCUUAUUAAAAGGAAACAGUUAGUGCGCAUUAAAAGAGCAGUCGAAAAUGUCAGUAAAUGUAGCAGGCCACAUCCAUUUCUUCAGAGAAAUCUUCGCUUAUGUAAACGGGCCCGACAAAAGUUAUUACAACACGCCCAGCAACGUAGAAAGACUGGCUUAUCUAAAUCUAAACCACAGAGACGUAAGAAGAUUGUGGAUAUGAACCAAACCAAAUCAAAAGUUAAAAGGCCUUUUGUUUUUAGAUUAGAUUCCAGCAUUGAAGAAGAUUCUGAUUUGGAUGUGGGAGAUGCUCGAUUAGCUGACACUAAAAAAAGGAAGCUUGGUUCUAAUGCUAAGUUAAACGAUCGUCGUCUAAUUUCAGGACCGUAUAAUUCUCUUAACUCAAUCACUAUCCCUGAUGAUAGGUCAAAUUCUACAAAGCAAAAUGAAUCUGCUAUGUAUAGUAUAUCAUUAUUAACAUCAUCUUCUAAUGAAGGGGAAUCGGACCACAGCUUUAUUGUAGAACCACAGGAAAGUGAACCUGAACUUCUAGAAUAUGGAGUUCCCUCUCCCUUUAACAGCAGGGGCCUGGAACCUGUCUUUAGUGUUCAACGGGGAAGCUUUAGGGAAAUGCUAGCCAAACUCAAUGCAGGGUGUUCAAAAAGUGCUGCUAUUAAAGAGUAUUGACUCUC